AUGGCCGCGGCUCCGGAGACAUUCGACUACAUCGUCGUCGGCGGCGGCACCUCGGGCCCCGUCGCUGCAAGGCGUCUGGCAGAGUACCUCCCCGACGCCCAGAUCCUGCUGCUCGAGGCGGGUCCGCGCCACGAAGACAUCCUCGCCUCCACCAUGGCCAUGGGCUGGGAGGGCAUCCACCACUCGCGCUGGGACUGGAAGUACACCUCGCAGCCCAUGCGCCACGCCAACCAUCGCCAGAUCCACCUGCCCCGCGGUCGCUUCCUCGGCGGUUCCUCGGGCGCCAACGGCACGCUGAUGAUCCGCGGCGUGCGCAACGACUACGACCGCUUUGCUGCCCUGGGCAACGACGGCUGGAGCUGGGACGACGUGCUCCCCUUCUUCAAACAGUCCGAGACCUUCCAUCCCGACCCAGACCAGCUGCCCUUUGAUCCGGCCGUGCACGGCGACAGCGGCUCGCUCCACACCUCGUUCCACCCACUCGCACCCAUCAGCCAGCGCAUCGUAGACAGCUUCCUCGAAACCGGCCUCGAGUGGAAGCCCAACAUGUUUUACACGGGCGACAACCAGGGCGUCGGUCACGUACCCCGCACCGUCUACAACGGCACCCGCACCAGCGGCGCCGAUUUCGUUUCGGGCCCCAACCUCCCCUCCAACCUCACGGUCCGCUGCAACGUACAGGCCACGCGCAUCAUCCUCACCGACGGCGUCGACGGUGCCAAGGUCGCCACUGGCGUCGAGGCUCGCGACGACGAGACGGGUGCGCCGCUGCUCUUCCACGCCAACGCCGAGAUCAUUGUGUCGUGCGGCGCCUACAACUCGCCGCAGCUGCUCAUGCUCAGCGGCAUCGGUCCCAAGCACCAGCUCGACCGCUUCAACAUCCCCGUCCAGCACGACGCGCCCGCCGUCGGCGAAAACCUGCAGGACCACAUCAUCACGUUCAACUUUUUCAACGUGUCGCAGCCCAAGCUCACGCACGACCACCUCGUAUUCGACGAGGGUGCGCUGGCCACUGCCAUGGGCAGCUACAUGACCGACAAGUCCGGCCUCAUGGGCCGCUUCCCCUUUGGAGCCUUUGUCUUCCGUCGAUUCGACAAGGAGCUCGAGGCCAACUAUCCCGAGUGGGUCGAGGCCAAACGCCGAGCUGGCGGCAAAGACCCCGUGGGCGCGGAGAACGGCAUGCCGCACGUCGAGUACUUUUACUCGGAGCUCUACGGUGGCGGGCCGCAGCACGUGCACCAGCCGCUGCCGGGCGAGUCGGCAUUCGCGCUCAUCACGCUGCUCUUCAACCCGCAGGCGCGCGGUACAGUGCAGCUGCAAAGCCGCAAUGCGCUCUUCCCUCCGGCGAUCGACCACGCCUACCUCUCCCACCCGCUCGAUCUGGCGGUGCUUGCAGAAGCGAACCGCUUCGGUGCCGAGACGAUCCUCAAGGGCUCGGCGACCAAAGACGUUGUCUCGGGUGCAUGGCCUGUCUCGCGCACCAUGCCUAGCACGCAGGACGAGUGGAAGGAGUACGUGCGGCAACAGGCGGGGACGUGCUACCACGCAUCGGGAACCUGUGCCAUGGGUCCUUCUCCCGCCCCGUCCGAAGUGCUGACCAAGGGCGCGGUGGUCGACCCGCGGCUACGCGUGUAUGGCGUGGCGAAUCUGCGUGUUGCCGACGCGAGCAUCCUGCCGCUCGUCAAUACGGGACAUACCCAGGCACCGGCGUACAUGAUCGGGGAGAAGCUGGCGUAUAUGGUGGCACAGGAUGCAGGCGCCACGUCGACGCUGCCCGAGCGUCUUGGUUCGGCCAAGGCGAGUGGGAAGAACGGCGCACGCACACCUGCGCACCUCUAA
This is a messenger RNA of Moesziomyces aphidis, 1839 nucleotides long. The record is from the annotation of a GenBank genome assembly. Lineage: Eukaryota; Fungi; Basidiomycota; Ustilaginomycetes; Ustilaginales; Ustilaginaceae.